Messenger RNA from Symbiodinium necroappetens, 1480 nucleotides. Lineage: Eukaryota; Dinophyceae; Suessiales; Symbiodiniaceae. The record is from the annotation of a GenBank genome assembly.
UUACUUCGUCUCCCUCUUGGACGACUUCAUCAUGGCAACGGAACCUGACCUCGUGGAAGACAUGCCUAUCGAGGUGGGGUCACCCACCGAGGUCGCUGACGAGUCGGACAUGGAUGUGGAUAGGGAAGGUACCAGACCUACAGGGAGUGGCGGUGGUGGUGGAGGUCGGGAACGUGAAGUCAAGACGGAAGUGACUACGGCAGCGGUGGACCACAAGCCUGAGAACAGAAAACGUCGUGCGGGCGCACUGCCUGGGGAUGAUGCGCAACACGCGGCGGAGGAGGAAAGCCCUUCAAAACGGCCGUUGUUCAGCAGUGAGGAUAAGCCGGUGACGAGUGCAGAACUACGCCAGCUCCUGCAAUUGCACACGCAGGAGAUGAAGGAGGCCUGGUCUUCAAUGCAUGGCAGACUCGGAGAAGUUGAGCGCAAACAACUUAACCAAUCGGGUGAACUUUCCUCUUUGAAAGGACGCGCCAAAAUCAAUGAACGGGAAGUUAUGGCCAUGAAGCAGAGCCAGGAGGUUGCAGCCCGCAAGGUGGAGGCGCUUACCGAGGACGUGAAGAACCUGAAGGUCCAGCUUGAGGAAGUUAAGACGAGUGCCGCCAAGACGCCGGAUGCACCCCCAGGGGCUGGGGUGAAUUGUCAAGAACUCCAACAUCCAGCUCAUGGGCACGAUCCGUGGGGUGACUAUCUUCGUCGACGUGCGGGUGGUCCCGGACUUCUACCUGGACAAGGCCGUUCUCGUGCUGUCGGGGGUGAUGUUGAUCGUGGUGGGCCCUAUCACUCAUCUGAACCUUCUGCGCCAGCCAGAGGUGCACCGGGAGAACAGGGUGACUCACUGAGCGAAGAGGACAAGAAGACUCUGGUGGUGGGCGGCUGGAUGGCAGACGCCCGGCGAGCUGUCAUUGAGGAUGAGUCGGCGGUGAUCCUGCAGCGGGAGGACAUUAAGGCCUUGGUUGAUGUGGAUAAGUUGGCGGUCUAUGGCCCGCGUCGCAGCGUGGGAAUGUUGAAAUUCGUCCAACGAGAGGGUGAAUCCUGUACUGAAGAUGUCCGUUCCAGAAUGUGGAAGGUGGUGAAGAUCUUGGCUCAGGAGAAGUACAUUCUCCCCAGCACCCAGUCGUCGGGGGAUGACAAGGCCAUGUGGGCAGCGUUCAUGAAGACCAAAGCCGCGAGAUCGAGGACCGCCCACAUCAGCAUGCUGAGACGUGUAUGCAUUGCCCUCGCUACGGAGACAAAGGAUGAGGCGGGUGCUGUUCUGAGGUUGGAACAUACGGAGGCAGGGGCCUACGAUAUGGAUUGGAGCGCCGGCACAAUUUGGUGCGGAAUCCACAAAUUGGGGUCAGCUACUCACCGAAGCCCCAAGCCCCAACAGGCCGAAGUCAUCCUCAUGGGCAACGGCUGGGUCAAUUUGGAUGCUGUCGCACUAGUGGCCGGAUGCUCCCCGGACACUGCCAAGCGAGCCUUCGAGCUCGAACUUUGA